UUUUUUUUUUUUUUACUUCUUUCCUUUUUUUUGCCCAUUCUUCUUCAGUUUUUAAUAAUGUCAACAUUAGAAACACUUUUGAAGGACUUUGUAUUCGAACGUGUUCUUUCACAUAAUACUCGUACAAAAUUGAUUUAUUUACUUGGACGGGUCAAAGGCGAAGCAUGUAUAUUAAGUUUGGAAAAAUUAGCUUAUGACGAUACAUCUAUACCAACACUAAGUCAACAUGUGAAUAAACUGAAGGAUGAAGUAGAAAACAACAUCUAUGGCUGGGGUUUAGGAAAUAUACAAUUAGACAAAGUGAAUACACAGAUCAAAUACAUUUAUCCAGCAACUGAACUACACAUUCGCAAAUAUCAAGAACAAGCACGAUAUAUGAUCAGGGAAACACCAACUGUUUAUACUCAAGUUACAAAACCAUACAUUGAUUCUAUUCCAGCAGAACGUAUCGAUUGGGUACGCAACAUUCUUCAAGGUAAAGCUGAAGUAGAUCGUGUAUUAUAUCAUGAUAAGGAUCCGAAACAUGGGUUUGUGGUAUUACCUGAUAUGAAGUGGGAUGGACAACCUGAUUCUAUGUAUUUGGUAGCAAUUGUGAUGAAUCCUGAUUUACUUUCUUUACGAUCACUUACAGCCGAACAUAUACCUUUACUAAAACGAAUUCGAUCAACAUGUCAACGAAUUGCCAAGGAACAACAAGGAUUAACAGGGAAUGAUGAUACUUUAUAUCCACAAGAAUUCCGACUCUUUCUUCAUUAUCAACCCAGUUAUUAUCAUUUACAUAUACAUAUUACGGCUCUUACUAUGCAGGAUCCUCCAGGGGCAAUGGCAGGACAAGCUCAUCUUUUGGAUACAGUUAUCGAUAAUUUAGAACUUUAUCCAGAUUAUUAUCAAAAGGCAAGUCUCUCUUAUGUUAUUGGUGAACAACAUCCUCUUUAUUCAAGUUAUAAAACCUGGGUGGAACAAAUAGAACAAAUCUAGUUUUUACUCAUCGUCACAAUAGAGUAGUAUUAUUCUUAUUAAUCUAUUUUUUUUAUUAUUUUAUUUUUAUUUUUAUUCUAUCUUUUUUUUUUGUGGUGUGCUUUAUUUUAUUAAGAGUUUAUGAAUAAAAACGAA
Molecule: messenger RNA, 1113 nt
Organism: Halteromyces radiatus
Lineage: Eukaryota; Fungi; Mucoromycota; Mucoromycetes; Mucorales; Cunninghamellaceae
Product: HIT-like domain-containing protein
Exons: 1
Coding region: 58-978 (306 amino acids)
Biological process (GO): deadenylation-dependent decapping of nuclear-transcribed mRNA
Cellular component (GO): nucleus; P-body
Molecular function (GO): hydrolase activity; RNA 7-methylguanosine cap binding
Source: RefSeq, a predicted model, not a curated record